AUGGGUGUUGCUCAAGGGGCAGCAACAACUCUGGACCAUGGCAACAAAAGUGUAUUUCUAAAUGAUAAGAAUUCGACAACAACAACAGCAAACAACAACAACGAGAUGAUGGCGUCCAGAGCUACAACGGUCGCCCGCCAGACGACCCUCCCGACCGUGCCUCAACGCCACGCGAGUUUCCAGCGCCAGCUUUCCCAGCGCCUCCACCUCGACAGCAUCCAGUUCUCGGUCUGCAACCUUGAGAAGAAGGAUGACCUCGGUUUGCUGAAGCCUGAACUGUACAGGAACGAGCUCAUCCGCCAGGCGUCCGUCGAGAGUUCCGGCGCAGGAUCGGACACGGAGGCCGUAGGGCGUCUCCGCUUCACGCUCAAGUACGACCCCGCUAUCGAGGGUCUCAUUGUCAAGGUGGUCCAGGCCCUCGACCUCCCGGUGAAGGACGUGACAGGCUCCUCCGACCCGUACAUCAAGGUCUACCUCCUUCCCGACCGCAAAAAGAAGUUCUGCACGAAGGUUCAUCGCCGCAACUUGAACCCCGAGUUUAAUGAGGUGUUCGUCUUCAGCGUGACGUGGGCGGAGCUACGCGACCGGACGCUCCAGUUCAGCGUGUACGACUUCGACCGCUUCAGCCGUAACGACCUCAUCGGGCAGGUCGUCUUGAAGAGCGUGACGGAGCACUGCGAUCCAGAGGCAAGAGAAUGGAGUAUUUGAUGGAUUAUUCUCAAACACA
This is a messenger RNA of Penaeus vannamei (Pacific white shrimp), 727 nucleotides long. The record is from RefSeq and is a predicted model, not a curated record. NCBI's taxonomy places the organism in Eukaryota, Metazoa, Arthropoda, Malacostraca, Decapoda, Penaeidae.